Scophthalmus maximus (turbot) is the source of this 4233-nucleotide messenger RNA. Its product is annotated as kinesin-like protein KIF17. The transcript is spliced from 17 exons. Gene Ontology annotation, biological process: microtubule-based movement. Gene Ontology annotation, molecular function: microtubule binding; microtubule motor activity; ATP binding. NCBI's taxonomy places the organism in Eukaryota, Metazoa, Chordata, Actinopteri, Pleuronectiformes, Scophthalmidae. Bases 2297 to 4165 code for a protein of 622 amino acids. The record is from RefSeq and is a predicted model, not a curated record.
UAAAGAUGCAAAGUUAACAAGCUGACACCCAGUUCAAGAUAUAAUCAUCGAAUUCAAUUAACAGGGUCAAAGCAAAAGAACGUGUGGGUUUGUCUCUCAGCAAACUCCCUCAGUCCUCAGAGCUGCUGGUGGAAGCUAGUUACUCAUGUUCUGGAGGGAUGUAUUUCUCUGCCAGCUCAAUUUAGAUUGGUGGAGAAGUGUUUGUGCAAUGACAAAGAUCAGACCUAAAAGAUUAUUUUUAGGGAAUAUUCAGUGGUGUAUCUAGAGUGUACUGCACAGUAUGUCCUCGAACGCAGGUCUCCGUCUUCUUUUAUAAGAGGUGUGAGGCAAAGGAAGGGAAGAGCCAAGCCAACACCUGAAGGCGAAGAUCUGAAGUCAGUGAUACGCAGAUAAUAUUGUGUAUGUGCCGAGUUUCUAUAGGUUCCAGCUUUAAAAGGUCUUUCUAAUCUUAAAUAUAUAUAUAUAUAUAUAUAUAUAUAUAUAUAUAUAUAUAUAUAUAUAUAUAUAUAUAUUAUCAUUUUAUUUUAAAAUCCUACAUUUACACAUUUCAAAAAGAUCUUUCAAGUGGUGCUGUCCGUCUGUCCUGCCUACUAUGACACUGACUCAUGGACUGGUUCUGGUCCUGCUUUUUGGACUCACAGUCACUUCAGGAGCGUGAUUUAUCAUCACUUUAUUUAUUUCCAGGCUUUGAAGCUGGAGCUGACAGAUGUAUGUAAGAUGUUUUUAUUCAAAUUUUUUCCCCUUAUGAAAAAAACUCACAUUCAAUAAUAUCACAAUCUCCUUUUUCAUUAAUCAGUGCAAUGAAUAAACUCAUGCCCCAGACACAUGUUAACACAUUAGUAUGAUUUAUUCUAUUCUGUCCAAUUCAGACCAUCUAAAAUUAAAGCCCAUUAAGAAGUUGUGGCACACAACACCACGGCUUUCCUCUCCGCUCGAUGCCAUUCAUUGGUUUACUGUAGUUCCAGGGGUUAGGGUGAUCGCCUUUCCACCACUGUAUAACAAGGCAGCCUUUAUGAAGAGUUUAUGGAUUGUAACUAAUGGCUGAACUAGAAUUAUUGCCCUGUGGUUAUGAAUAUGAGUGUCACAUGUAUGAGAUGCUUAUGCCAACCAGUCACAAUCUCCCCCUUCUGUUCCUGAGUUAUGAUGUUGAAAAAUGUCACAGGGAAGUUGACUUUUGACCUUUAGAAAUAAAAUUUAAUCUUAUUAUAUUAGACAUUUGUGUUAAACUUUGUCAUAAUCAGCUUGUGAAUUAUUGAGUUGUUGCGGCAAAAUGUGAUUUUUGAGGUGACCUUGACCUUGACCAUCAAAUUCUAACAUGAAAACAUGAUGCCUCCAGCCACAUGGAGGCAUAAAUCUAUCUUAUGUUUUCAAAUAUUUAUGAGACAUUUAUAGGCACAAGCUGGACCAGUCCAUUUGUUAACAACUUCUUUAGCAAGUCAAGGAAUUCUCACAAUCUGUCAACUCAAGAAUUGCUCUCUCUUAUUGGCAAACAACUGAUCUAUUAUGAAUUACACAUGAUAUAUUUACCAUUAAUAAAGCUAUUAGAAUGUCUGUCAGCAGGAUUACUCAAAAACGACUAAACCAAUUUCUAUGAAAUCUCGUGGAGGGCUGGGACAUGACCAUGACCCGAGGAAUAACCCACUGCAUUUUGGAGCAGAUACAGAUAAACAGGCAGAUCCAGGGUAAUUUGUUUUCACUUAUUUCACAUGGCGAGAGAGACAUUUUCAUACAGUUCAGAAAAUGCUUUUUUAUUUGAUCGUUUUAUCUGAUGUGGCACCUGAUCUCAAAAACAUGAAAAGUGGCCAAUCAGCCUUGGUGGAGGUUUGUGCUCUCUGAGCGCCCUUCGAGUUUAAUAUUGUAAAAUGUUCAAACAUCUACAUGAAUUACACUGAAUGAUCUAAGGAAUCUGUUAUUAAUGUUAUAACAGUGUGAUAUCCCAAAAUAACAUCGUGAAGAUGGUGGAAUCAAAUUAUUUAAAAAUCAUUAGGCCACUGCUCAGAAAACCCCAGUUGAGACCUUUCUGUCCGUCUUGGUAACUGUACUCUGGUCACACAGACCAGUGAAAGUGGAUUCAGCCUCUUUAAUAAUUCAGUCUGUGUAAUGAAAUCCAGGUGACACUUUGGCUAGUAGGCAUAAGCUCAGGACGGCCACUGUGAACACAAACGCACCCGUGAGUACUAUAUAUUUUUUUACAACCGUGAUAGUGUUUGCCAAUAAAUGCACCGUAGAAUCUGAGGUGAUGAAGAUGACUUUUUUAUGAGUCUCUCAUAAUGGCUCCGACUUGAUCCCCGUGCAGAUGUGUGAGGGAGCUGAAACAGUGCGAGUGGGAGUCGUACUUUGUGGAAUCCCAGAGGGUGAUGACUGCGUAGUAAUUAGUGAAGACGGACAUGGUGUGAGCUACACAUCAGCAAAGAAUAAGGAAGCAACGUCCUUCUCCUUUGACCAAGUUGUGAAUGAUGACAACCUACAGAGUUUCCAGCCUGAGCUCCUGCAGCCACUCACAGAGUCCGUAUGCAGUGGUUAUAAUGGAGCCCUGCUGAUAUGUGGAGUCCCCACAGAGAGGAUUUGCACCCUGACGUACCACAGUAUCAUCAAACAGCUCCUGGCGAAUCUGUUUAGUCGCAUGCUGUCACGGGUGAAAGAGGAGUUGUUCAUCUCUGUGUCGUCCCUUCAGUUUUAUCCAGAUGGAACUGCUGUGGAUGUCCUCAGCCCCAACAGGCAGACUCUAAAACUAGUCACACACCCAGUCCUCGGAAGUCUUGUAGGAGGUUUAUGUGAGGUGUGUGUGUCUUCGGAGGAAGAAGCCUAUGUUCUGUAUGAAACACGCAGGGAGACACUGGAGGCCGGAGCAGGCUCCAUUUCCAGCAGAUGUAGUUCCCUGUUCUCGGUGGCUGUUGAGUGGAAACUUCAUCCCGAGGAGGCGGAGUCAGAGGUCUGCCACAGCCGGCUGCAGCUGUUCAGCCUGGCAGGGGGAGCCAGCAGGACCGACCUCAGAGGAGUCAGCCCACUGCUGAAGGUUGUGGACCAAAUCCAGGGUGGAGCGACAGCGUCUGACAAGCUCCUUCCUUUCCUCCUACAUGAAGCCUUAACGGGAAACAGUAGAGCCGUCCUCCUCUACUGUAUCAGCCCUCAGGGUCUUCUGGAUGAUGAGACGCCUUCUGCCUUGGCUUUGGCCCAGAGAGCGAGAAGUCUGGUCACUAAAGCCACCGUAGGUCGCUGGUGUCCAAAAGCAACCGAACGGGAGAUCCGAGAUAAGAUCCUGGAUGUCCAAACUCUAAUGAUGUCACAGGGGGAAAGUGAAGCUCCCAACAUCCACAGGCUGGCAGAGCUGACUCAAGACCUGCAGAUUGUGAAGAAUCAGUCAUGGGCGAGUCGGAGAGAAGAGUCAAAUAAGAUAAAAGGAAAAACACAGCGGAGUCGUCAGACCCCCAACAGCAACCGGCACAGCAGUGAACACAAAGAGAGUACGGAUGCAAUGAAAUAUUUACAAGACCAACUGAGACGGGAAAUGGAAGAACAUAUCCGAGAGGGUAAAGGCAGUGUGGAGAAAGUCCAGGAGAGAGUAGCGAGAAUCCAGGCGCUGAAGGAGGCUCUCAGAGAGGAGAAGCUGAAGAACGGGGCCGUUACAGAGAAAUCUGACCUCUGUCAACAAUCUCUCCUGGAAUACAAUAAGGCGAUGGAGCAGAGGAGGCAACUUAAGGAGGAUCAUGUGAGAUUAAUUCAGGAGGAGGCGGAGAAGAUGGAGAGAGACUUGGCACAGGAAGAGCUACCGACGGAAAGCCCCCAGAGAGAGCUGCUGGUGCUGACCAGAGAGAGGCAGGUCCUGGUGCUGCAGAUGGAGGCCUUGCGCACUGAGGCCCUGCGGGCCGAGAGGGAUCUGCAGGAUCAGAACCACAAACACCAAAAAGAGCUGCGCUGUCUGAGGGAGGAGAGCCUGCAGGUGUUCAGAGUGUUCCGUCAGGUGAGGGAGGAGCAGAGGAAGAUGUUAGAGGGCAGAUACAGAUGUGUGCUGCUGGAGGCCGUGCAGGACGCCGUCUACCUCUCUGCCCAGAACCAGCAGCUACAGGCCGACAACAAACAACUCCACAAAGCACUGGGAGAGUUGAAGGAUGCUCUAGCUGUGAGAGUUGAUCCUAAGGCUGAACCGUUAUCCCGACAACAAUGAGUAUUUAACCAACAAGCGUGCUCACUGUACAUCAUGAAAUAUAAAACCGUUUCAGAAAAUUUAUUGGU